This is a messenger RNA of Toxotes jaculatrix (banded archerfish), 2173 nucleotides long. RefSeq names its product glycosyltransferase-like domain containing 1 (gene qtman). The coding region runs from base 25 to 1089 and encodes 354 amino acids. Gene Ontology annotation, molecular function: glycosyltransferase activity. NCBI's taxonomy places the organism in Eukaryota, Metazoa, Chordata, Actinopteri, Toxotidae. The transcript has 10 exons. The record is from RefSeq and is a predicted model, not a curated record.
GUGCUGCGGAUUGGCGCCGGGCAGAUGCAGUCAGAGAGCGCCCCGUCUCCCAGCGUUCUGCUGGUGGAGCCGUUUUACGGUGGAUCUCACAAACAGCUGAUCGACCUGCUGAAGGAAAACGUGGACGGCUGCUCCGUCUUCGCGCUGCCUGCCAAGAAGUGGCACUGGAGGGCGAGGACGGCGGCGCUGUACUUCAGCCAGACCAUCCCCACCUGCCCCACAUACAGCCUGGUGUCGGAUGUGGUGGUGUUUAACUCACUCUUCAACAUGGACUCCUUUCUGUCCUCCAUCUCCUCCUACAUGAAGAAGAUCCCGGACCACCGGCCUGCAAACCUGGAGCAGCUGAUCCGUCCUAAGUGCGUGGUCCUGAGCUACCCAGUCCAGUUCCCUGAUGUCAGCAGGCUGCUGCCCGAACACAAGCUCGUCCGUCGGCAGGUGGAGCAGUGGCAGAUCAGUCCCGACGAGCUGCAGAGUCCACGGUCUGAGGAGGAGCAGCAGCAGCAGGAGGAUCCACAUCAGUCCACAUCUGAACCUAGAACAGAGCAGGACUCUGGAGACCAGGUCAAACCUCUGCACAUCGUCUGGCCUCACAGAUGGGAACAUGAUAAAAACCCUGAGCUGUUCUUCUCCACGCUGCUCAGGCUGAAGGAGAAACGACUCGACUUCCAUCUGUCGGUGCUCGGAGAGACGUUCACUGACGUACCGGAGAUCUUCUCGGAGGCCAGACGCCUGCUGGACUCUCACAUCCUGAACUGGGGUUUCCUGCCCAGCAAAGAGGAUUACCUCAGAGUGCUGUGUCAGGCCGACGUGGUCGUCUCCACCGCCAAACACGAGUUCUUUGGAGUCGCCAUAUUAGAGGCCGUUCACUGUGGCUGUUAUCCUCUGUGCCCGAAGGCUUUAGUGUAUCCUGAAAUAUUCCCAGCAGAGUACUUGUACUCCACACCUGAGCAGCUCUGCAAACGGCUGCAGGGACUCUGCAGGAGGCCCGACGUCGCCCGGAGACAUGUCGUCAAGGUCGACACCUCCUCCUUCUCCUGGACCUGUCUGAAGGAUCGUUUUAAGUCUCUGCUGGCAGACGGACGUCCCUGACCUCCACCGACUGGGGCACUGAGACUCGAGUCCAUUAGCGUUGGAUGGUUUGGAGUUUCGGAGGCGGUCGGAGCGGCUGCCAGGCCGUCGUCAUGCCUGACUCCACGCCACGUCCCGCAGAAAGCAGCGGUGACAUCCAGGCCGAGCGUCUCGGGCACCUCUGAGCUCUGAAUCAGAGCACGUCUGUGCGCUGGAGACGCUGAGUCUGGACCUGUAAAUGUCCCCAUCUUCUCCGGCUGGAGGAGAACUUUCUUUUAUGUGUGUGGUUUGGGUGGAGGCGGGGGGUGGGGGGGGGUGGGGGGGGGUUAACAUGUAAAAGCUUUCAUGUUUCCACAGGCGGUGCCACCUCCGCCAUCCGCCUGGAUCCAUUUUUAUCCUUUGUGUUCCUGUUCCUCACCACACCGACUGAGUGGCAGCCAGGCGCUGGCUUCUGUCUGCUGGUCCACCUGAGCUGCCAGGUUCAGGCCUGGAACUCAUUAUCAGAACGAAGUGGAUCUGCAGACGCGUGUUACCACCGAGGCAACGGCAGCGGAGAACUCCAGAACGUUGUGCCCGUGAAUGGAUCUGCCGGUUUGUUCUUACACAUCAGGUUUUUAAUGACACUCCCAAAUAAGUCUGUUAAUUAUGGAAGUUCAUUUCUACCAUAAAAGAAAAAAUAGAUCAUUAAAACUUUAUCUGCCUGAUUUUUUUUUUAAACUGGUUUUUAAUAAAAAAAUCAAGCAUUUUCUCAACAAUAACUGACUUUUGUCUAAUAAUAAAAUGAGCUGUAUGGAAGCGCACAAAUUAUUCAUGAUUAGUAAAAAAUUAUAAAUCAAAAUCCCACAUAAAUUCUUAAAACAUUAUUUGGUCAGUAACAAAAACUUACUGGGUAAAAAUGAGCAAAGUUCAGUUAUUAAGUAAAACAUGUUUUUCAAAGUUUAGAUUUGAAAUCUGUGAAAAAUAGGCCUUUGGCUUCUUUGCAGUCUGAGUUUAUUUAAAAAUGUAAAUGUAUAUUUCUAUUUUAUCCAUGUGAUUAGUUCAUUUGUUUCUGGUAAAUCAGCGCAGUAACAUCAGGCGAUGAUUCAGGUCGUGACCCGAUGACAUC